CAGCCAUGUUAUAUACCAGCACGUCAGGAGCUCAUGGCCGGGAACACGGUCACACGCACAACACAGCGUUGUGGCCUCUGAGUGAGAACUGAAGUAACAAAGGUGAAGCGAGCUUGCUAGGGAGUAUAAGCCAUGGAGAUCGGGUCGCUGGCGCCGGGUGAGAGGCCGCACGCCGUGAUGAUCCCCUACCCGGCGCAGGGCCACGUCACGCCGAUGCUGAAGCUGGCCAAGCUGCUCCACGUCAGGGGCUUCCACGUCACCUUCGUCAACAACGAGUUCAACCACCGCCGCCUGCUGCGCUCCCAGUCUGCCGAAGCGCUACAUGGCCUGCCGGGGUUCCGGUUCGCCGCCAUCGUCGACGGCCUUCCGCCGUCCGACCGUGAGGCGACGCAGGACGUCGUCGCGCUGUGCUACUCUACCAUGACCACCUGCCUCCCCAGGUUCAAGGAGCUCGUCGGCAAGCUCAACAAGGAGGCCGGGGCCUCCGGCGGCGCGCUGCCGCCUGUCACCUGCGUGGUGGCCGAUAGCUGCAUGAGUUUUGGCCUUCGAGCGGCGCGGGAGCUCGGCCUCCGCUGCGCCACGCUCUGGACCGCCAGUGCCUGUGGUUACAUGGGUUACUGCCACUACAAGGAUCUACUCGACCGUGGGCUCUUUCCUCUCAAAGAAGAGGCGCAGUUGAGCAAUGGAUACUUGGACACGACCAUCGACUGGAUACCGGCGAUGCCCAAGGACAUCCGGCUACGUGACCUCCCGACCUUCUUGCGUGCCACGGAUCCCGAUGACAUCAUGUUCAACUUCUUCGUCCACGAGACGGCCGCCAUGUCGCAGGCCUCGGCGGUGGUCAUCAACACAUGGGACGAGCUCGACUCACCCCUGCUCGACGCCAUGUACAAACUCCUGCCGCCUAUCUACACAGUGGGGCCGCUCCAUCUCACGGUCCGCAACAACGUACCGGAGGAGAGCCCCCUCGCUGGCAUCGGAUCCAACCUGUGGAAGGAGCAGGACGCGCCCCUUCGGUGGCUCGACGGCCGGCCGCCACGCUCCGUGGUGUACGUAAAUUUUGGAAGCAUCACGGUGAUGUCCAAGGAGCAUUUGUUGGAGUUCGCGUGGGGGCUGGCCAAUACAGGCUACGCCUUCCUGUGGAACGUACGGCCUGACCUCGUCAAGGGUGACGACGAAACCGCACUUCCACCGGAGUUCUCUGCGGCGAUAGAGGGGCGCAGCAUGCUCUCGACGUGGUGCCCGCAGGAGAAGGUGCUAGAGCACGAGGCUGUAGGGGUAUUCCUCACGCACUCCGGAUGGAACUCAUCACUUGAGGGCAUCUGCGGAGGCGUUCCGAUGGUGUGUUGGCCCUUCUUCGCGGAGCAACAGACUAACUGCCGCUAUAAGUGCACGGAGUGGGGCAUCGGGAUGGAAAUUGGGGACGACGUGAAAAGGGCCGAGGUGGAAGCUAUGAUACGGGAGGUCAUGGAGGGGGAGAAGGGGCGGGAAAUGCGAAGGCGCGUGAUUGAGCUCCGGAAGACUGCAGUGACCUCCGCACGGCCUGGUGGAAGGUCCAUGCGCAAUGUUGAUAGGCUCAUCCAUGAGGUGCUGCUGGCUUGAAAUGAGUAAAUUAAAGUGGUAAAUAAAUGGUUUGGAGAGCCUGAAGCGCUAGCAACUCAUCUGUGUUGCCACUUCUUCUCCUGGUCAUCGUCGUCGAUGUUGGUCAUGUUGUUCACAUGCUCACGACAAAAUGAUCAAUCUUGGGCCAAUGAGCGUGGUCAUCACACUCUAGCACAGGGCUUUCAUGAGCCCCUCCCUACACCGACUUGUAAUUCUAUGGAUUUGUAAUGAUGAGUGGGCACCGCCUCCGUCUCAUCUACUAUAUAAUACCCGUAUGUGUUGCUACCAACGAAAAAGUAGCACGCUAUAAAAUAUA
Molecule: messenger RNA, 1918 nt
Organism: Triticum dicoccoides
Lineage: Eukaryota; Viridiplantae; Streptophyta; Magnoliopsida; Poales; Poaceae
Product: 7-deoxyloganetin glucosyltransferase-like
Exons: 2
Coding region: 133-1602 (489 amino acids)
Molecular function (GO): quercetin 3-O-glucosyltransferase activity; quercetin 7-O-glucosyltransferase activity
Source: RefSeq, a predicted model, not a curated record